Saccostrea cuccullata (small rock oyster) is the source of this 1674-nucleotide messenger RNA. Its product is annotated as G-protein coupled receptor GRL101-like. The transcript is spliced from 4 exons. The coding region runs from base 74 to 1588 and encodes 504 amino acids. Gene Ontology annotation, biological process: activation of adenylate cyclase activity; adenylate cyclase-activating G protein-coupled receptor signaling pathway; hormone-mediated signaling pathway. NCBI's taxonomy places the organism in Eukaryota, Metazoa, Mollusca, Bivalvia, Ostreida, Ostreidae. Gene Ontology annotation, molecular function: protein binding; G protein-coupled peptide receptor activity. Gene Ontology annotation, cellular component: plasma membrane. The record is from RefSeq and is a predicted model, not a curated record.
CAGUUACUUUACAAGGCAAAACAAUGCAGUGAACAAUAUCAGUGAGACAACGUUACAGCUACGGGACAUUCAAAUGAUUGAUUUAUCCUCCAACGAAAUAACAAUCAUAGAAAAGGGAGAUUUUAGGGAGUCUACUUCCUUGAAAAUACUCAAAUUACAGAAUAAUCUUAUCCGAGACAUUAUGGACCAUGCAUUCAAGGACUUGAUAUCGCUAUUUUUUCUUGAUCUCUCAAAUAACUCAAUUACUUUUGUCAGCCUACACCAUUUUAUAUCGUUAAAGAACCUUCGCUACUUGUUUUUAAACUAUAAUAGGAUAAAUGUUAUUCAUGCAAAAGCUUUUUCUAAUCUAAUUGCUCUACAUACCCUAGAUUUGUCGUUCAACAACAUGAGGUAUUUUGCCGAAGGUCAAUUUUUCGGAAUGGAAAGUUUGCAAAAUCUGUAUCUACAGAACAAUAGAAUUUUUUCUGUAAAUGGAAUGUUUUGGGGAUUGUUUAAUCUAAAGUUUCUUGAAGUUGAUGAAUUCUCUAUUUGCUGUGCGAAGCCUCGUAGCCGUAAUCAUUUGCAAUGUGUUUCUCCAGUAAAUGAGAUAGCUUCUUGUGAGAAUUUAAUCAGUGCUCCUGUCUUAAAUGUUGCCAUUUGGUACAUAGCUUUUCUAGCUACCGUUGGAAACAUUAUUGCAUUGAUAUGCAGUACUUCUACGUUUAAAAGAUCUUCAUUUGCAUAUUUCAUUUUCUCAAGAAACUUGAGUGUUGCUGAUUUCCUAAUGGGUAUAUAUUUAUACAUCAUAGCCAUUACGAAUCUGGUUUAUACAGGGAGAUACGGGUUUGAGGAUUAUUCUUGGAGACAUAGUUUUCUCUGUACGUUUGCUGGGAUUUUAGCCACAGUAUCAAGCGAAGCAUCUGCACUUUUUGUUUUAAUGAUAACCAUAGACAGAGUCGUAGCUAUCAAAAAUCCCUUUUCACGGCGUAAUAAAGUAUGGGUGAUAGGAUCAUCUGCAUUGGCAUGGGUUAUUGCUUUUUCUUUGGCUGUGUUUCCGGUAUUACCGUUAAAGUUGUCAAUGUUUGAAGACUUUUAUGCCCAAUCACCUGUUUGUAUAUCUCUUCCAUUAUCAGUUCAUAGACAGCUUGGUUGGCAAUAUUCAAUGGUCAUUUUCAUUGGCUUAAAUUUCCUUAUAUUUCUUGGCAUCAUUUUUGGACAAUUUCUUAUCCUGUAUGAAGUAAUAAAAUCUGGAAGCAAUAGCCAGGCCUCAAACAUACGUCGAAGGGAGAUAACUCUAGCCAAGACUGUUGUUUCCGUGGUUGUCACUGAUAUUCUCUGUUGGAUACCUAUAGGAAUAACUGGAAUGUUAACCUUUUACGGAAUAGAUGUCACAAUGGAAAUCUACGCUUGGAUCAUAGUGCUUGUUUUACCUGUAAAUUCUGCAAUUAAUCCAAUCCUUUACACAUUGACUGCUAUAAUACGGGACAGAGGACGGAGGAAGGUUAGUGAAAGCAACAUCCAAAAAGAGAAAGAACUGUUAGCCCAGGAAAACUCUCGUCUUAAGCAAAAAUUGAAAAUCCAAAGAGACAGUACUAAUAGCUACAUGUGAGACAAGAAGUAUUUAUUGUGAAUAAUUGCUUAUUUGCCUCUUAUAAUAGACACAUUCUAAUUUGUUUUUUCUUCAGUCGUUUUAAA